Sitophilus oryzae (rice weevil) is the source of this 498-nucleotide messenger RNA. RefSeq lists its product as uncharacterized. Lineage: Eukaryota; Metazoa; Arthropoda; Insecta; Coleoptera; Curculionidae. The record is from RefSeq and is a predicted model, not a curated record. The transcript has 3 exons. The coding region runs from base 1 to 498 and encodes 165 amino acids.
AUGUCGGUAUAUUGGGAAGCACAAGAUGUUACAUGGACAUUUACUCGAGCGGUCGUGUGCUUACAAAGUAGAGGGAGAUCGCCGAUUCACCAUCCACCGCCGCCGCCGGGCGCACUGCGCAUGCGCGUAAAUCAGCUAAGAACAUCUGAUUUACUCGCAUGUGCAGUGCGCGCGGCGGCUGCGGUGGAUGGUGAAUCGGCCAUCUCCCUCUACUUUAAAAGUACUUGGAAUAAUUGCUUACAAAUAGGUAAAGACAGAAAACUAAGGAUUUAUGGUGCGAUAAUCAAGAGCAAUAUGUUAUUUGGGGCGGAAACAUGGAGGUUAAUGGAGAAUAAGAAAAGAAAAUUACUGGCGGUAGAAAGGGACGCGAUAAGAACAUCAGCACGAACAUCAAGGCUGGAUAGAGUACGAAACGAGAUAGUCAGUGACAAAAUGGGUAGACAGAGAACUAUAGUAGAGGAAAUAGAGAGUGCCCAACUGAAGUGGUAUGGACAUUGA